UCAUAUUACAUUUCGUAUCAGGUUAACACCAAUCCGUGGGUGAAAAGUAAAACCGUUGCGUAAUACUAACACUAGGGACUCGAAAUCGUGAAAAGUUUAGAUAUAAAUAAUAACAUCUCGGCGCAGCCGCUCGAGAUUGUUCAUCACCAAAAAGACGAAGAUUGAGAUCUUUUGGUAUCUGUAUCUUCGCGAAAAGGUGAAAGUUGCAUCCGCCGGUGACUCCUUGACCGUUGAACAGAAGAAAACAGUGCAAUAUCGUGGAGUAAUCGUCCCGUGAUUUAUGGUUAAAUAUUAUUUAAUAAAUUUGAAGAUGAAAGUGUUCGCGGUCGUGUUGCUCUUUGCUUUCGCUUAUGGAGCUACGAUUCCUGAGGAUCAACCUGAAGAUGUUGAGGAAUUUCAAUUACCCGAUUUCGUCAAAACGUGUUACGAAGAUGAUCCAAAAUUAGGUGAAUGUGUGAAAGAGGCGGUAUCUGAUAUGAUGCCCCGUUUAAACAAUGGUUUGAAAGCUCUCAACAUUCCACCAUUGGAUCCAUUCACCAUAGAACGCACUAGUCUUGAAUACGGAAACGGUGCUCUUCAAGGUGCCAUCAAAAUGAAGAACUUAAAAACCUUCGGAAUGAGUCAAGCAGUAUUCCGCGAUGUACGCAUGAAAAUUGAAGAUGGUAAAGUUGAGACCGAAAUUGAUAUUCAUUUCCCGAAAAUCUUCAUGGAAGGAGCAUACAAGGCUGACAUCAAAUUCAACGAGUUGAAGCUGCAUCCUAAGGGACAUUUCAAUGUAACCAUGACAAACAUCAAUACCACACAUCACUGGGAAGGACAUUUGGUCCCCAAGAACGGACAUCAAUACUUGCAAAUUGAUACCUUCGAUAUGAUUCCUGAAGUUGGUGACAUGAAAAUCUAUGUUGGUGGUAUUUUCCCAGAUCCAGCAAUGAAUAAAAUUGCCGUGAACUUCCUCAAUCAGUAUUGGCCAGCUUUCUAUAAGAUGCUUUUGCCUGAAACUCGCUCCCAUUGGCAACCAUUGAUGACAAAUUCAAUUAACGAAUUCUUGGGACGAGUUCCAUUCGAUCUAUUGGUGAAGAAAAGAGAGUAAGCCUGGGGCAAUAUAAAUAUGUAAAUAAUACUUGAAUGUUAAUUAAUUGUUUGCCGAAUUUAUUGUAAUGUUAGAUAUGGUAUUGAUAAAGAUAUAUCGGAAUAAGAUAUUUUAUACAAUCAAAAG
Hermetia illucens (black soldier fly) is the source of this 1216-nucleotide messenger RNA. RefSeq lists its product as uncharacterized. The record is from RefSeq and is a predicted model, not a curated record. The transcript is spliced from 5 exons. NCBI's taxonomy places the organism in Eukaryota, Metazoa, Arthropoda, Insecta, Diptera, Stratiomyidae. The coding region runs from base 281 to 1090 and encodes 269 amino acids.